This is a messenger RNA of Drosophila navojoa, 3232 nucleotides long. It is a transcript of the gene nkd, whose product is annotated as NKD inhibitor of WNT signaling pathway naked cuticle. Gene Ontology annotation, cellular component: cytoplasm. The record is from RefSeq and is a predicted model, not a curated record. NCBI's taxonomy places the organism in Eukaryota, Metazoa, Arthropoda, Insecta, Diptera, Drosophilidae. Gene Ontology annotation, biological process: negative regulation of Wnt signaling pathway.
UGCAUUUUAAUUAAAAUGGCAUCUAUAACUCACACUCUGUCCCACACUCUUGCUCUAAUUCUUACAGUUCAGGAAUGCACCACAGACUCGGAGGAGCUGAUGUACCAUCAGGUGCGCGCCUCAUCCUCAUGCAGUGCGCCGCCUGAUUUGUUGCUGGUCAGCGAACGUGACAAUAAUAUACAACUUCGAUCGCCUGUGGUUAAUAUAAUCACCACGCCCCCGGGCAAUGCAUCAAACGUCGCCGUCGCAGUGAAGCAGCAUCAGCAGCAGCAGCAGCAGCAGCCACUCCUGCAGCAUCAACAGCAUCAGCAGCAGCAACAUCAUCAUCAUGUGACCCGGCAGCAGCAGGAGAUGAGCAGCAGUGGCAGCCAUAGCAAACACUUGCGCAUCAGCAGCGCCAAUGGCAAGCAUAACAAGUAUGUAAAUAUGCCACAACAGCUGGAGGAGGAUGUGGUCGAUGCAGCCGCAGCAGCAGCAGCAGCAGCAGCAAUGCCCCUGCCACAUGCAACACAUCCGCAAUAUUCGCGACAUUUGCAUCAUCACAGCAAGGAGGAGCGCAUACGCUUGGAGGAAUUCACCUGCGACGUAUCCGUGGAGGGUGGUAAAUCGUCGCAGCCACUGCAAUUUUCAUUCACAUUCUACGAUCUGGAUGGGCAUCAUGGCAAAAUAACAAAGGACGACAUUGUGGGCAUUGUGUAUACCAUAUACGAGUCCAUUGGCAAGUCCGUGGUGGUGCCGCACUGUGGCAGCAAGACAAUUAACGUGCGCCUCACCGUCAGUCCGGAAGGCAAAUCGAAAACGCAGGCAGCUGCCGCAGCCGCCGCCGCCGCCGCUGCUGCGGCCUCCACAUGCCACAACAACAACAAUAGCAACACGAACAACAACAACAGCAGCAGCAGCAGCAAACUGAAGAAGCUGCCCACGGGUCUGGCGGCCAUGUCGAAAACAGCGGCAGGAGUGGCAGGAGCGAAUGGCGUGGCACUAACGACAUCCGGCGGCGCACGCCGCCAGCAUCGUCAUCGACCACGCAAACUGAUUAAGUCCGAUGACGAGGACGAUGACAGCAAUAGCGACAAGGAGAAGGAGCUGGCGGCAGCUGCGCUCGAGCAGCACCAGCCCAGUGGCAGUGGCAGCGGCAAGCCGUCAAAGUCCAGAUACCAGAGGAACAAUACUAAAUUGGAGCCAUGCUGCAGCGGACAGGCACAGUCGCAGUCACAGUCACAGUCGCAGUCGCAGUCCCAGUCUCUGUCGCAGUCGCAGUCGCAGUCGGAGCAGCACACGCCGGACAAUGCGCACAGCAAUACCUGCGAGAAUAUGCUGAAUCUCAAAUGCUGCAGCAUUGCCAACAAGGAAGCAGCCGUCGAUGUCCUCGACCACUGUCCACAGCGGGCACAGCGACAUCAGCACCACAGCAACAGCAACAGCCACCACAGCCAUAGCCACAGUCAGGAUGUCUACAUGAAGCAGGCCACACAGCGCGUCAAAAUGUUGCGAAAAGCGCGAAAACAAAAGUAUCAGGAUCACUGCCUUGAAACGCGUCAGCGCAGCCUCUCCGUGGGCAACGACACCUGCUGGCAGAAUCGCCAUCUGCAGCCGCAGUCGCAGUCGCAGUCGCAGUCGCAGCAGCCGCAGCAGCAAGUGAGCGGCCAGGCACAGAAGAGCGGCUCUUCGUCGCCGCCGUUGGGCGAGGUGAUGCUCGAUGGUGUGCAAUUGCGUCAGCCACGCCCUCAGUCGCUGCUCGCCCAACAGCAGCGCAAGUCGGCCGAGUGCUGGAAAUCGGCGCUAAAUCGCAACGAUUUGAUUAGCAUCAUCAGGGAGAGCAUGGAAAAGAAUCGCUUGUGUUUUCAGCUAAAUGGAAAACCCCAAGCCAAUGUGAGUCCCAUACGGCAACCGGCAGCACAACAACAACAACAACAACAGCAACAGCAACGCCAACGCUGCAAUACCGGAUCGAAAAUCCCGACACUAAUUGCGAACCACAGUCCGCAGUCCGGUCCAUCGCCGCUCAGCUGCAGUCCGCCCACACAGUCGCCGGUGCCGCAUCAUAUAGAGGGCGGGCACGAUACGGCCAACAGCAGUGUCUAUCAUCCGCAGCCGCAUAUACCCAUCUACCAUCAGCAGCUGGCCAUUAAUCCGGCCGUGGUGGCGGCGCAGCACAGUCACAACAGCGCCCACAACAAGCUGAAUCUGUGUGGCUACGAUUCGUUUCUGCAUGCCACCAUUUGUGGCGGCGGCGCCGCCCACUCGCCACCAGCCACGCCCAGCAAUGUGGCCACCGUGCAGCCCAUACCGAAGAAGAGCAGCAGCAAACAGCAGCAACAUCAGCAGCAGCAGCAACAGCAGCAGCAGCAGCAGCGCAGCAGCAAGGAUUACAAAAACUAUGGCAAUCUAAUCUAUGCUAAGCUCAGCGAGCAGCUGCAGCAAAAGGAGCGCGAGCAGCGACGCCAGCAGCGACAUAAACAGCAACAGCAACAGCAGCAGCAACUGCAGCUGCAUUCAAAGUCAGCAGCCAUAAGAGAAACGACACGUCCCAUGGCCACCUCCAGCUCCAGUUCGGCUGGCUCCAAGAUCUAUGGCGAUGCGCUCGAAUGUGCCCAUUUGCUGGCCAGCGAGGAGGAGGAGCCCGCCAGUCCCAUGCUGACGAGCACGCCCAGCAAGGUGGUCUCCACGGACACGCUGAUCGACCUGAACGACGAGGUGGGCGAGGCGGUGGCCGAGGCUGUCACGGCCAAGGAUCUGGAGGAGCCGUCCGCGCAGCUGGCGGCAGAUGUUGAUCUGGACACGAGUGCGUCCAGCUCCAUGAUACAUCGCUAUGUGCACGAGCACAUCCAUCAUCACUAUCAUCACUUCAAGGAACAGAACGAUAUCUAAUCCAAUGUUGCUUAACUCGCCGCGAUUUUUUUUAAAUUUCCCUUUUUUUUUCGUUUAAUUUUUAAUGUAGCGCAAUUUGUAAUUUAUUGAUAUUAUUUGUACGAUGAAGUUACAUUAUAUAUAACGUAUAUAUAGUAUAUCUAGUUAUAGCUAUAUAGACAGAAAACUGAAUCUGAAUUCCGAGUCCUUGAAUGUAGAAUUCUCUCGCUCUCUCCCUCUAUUUCUCUCUAGCUAAAGUUUAAGAUAUUUGCGCCUUUGCCUUAGCAGCAGCAUUUAGUAGCCAUCGAUUGCUUCGCUUAUGCACACACAGCCUAGCAACAUAUCAUUGCUGUACUAUAAACAACAACAACAACAAUAACAA